AUGGCCAGUCCCAUCGGGAAUCUCAUUCACCCUCCGGACCCCCCAUACCGGCAGGGGUCGGGCCAAGCUGCCGGCAUAGACUCGAUUCUCCACAGCCAUCAACCUCAUCCGGGCCCGAGUCCGAUCCACCAUCUCGGCCCCAUCGGCAACCGGCCCGGACUUGGGUCUGGGUUGUCUCUUGCUCCAAUAUCCAUGUCCGGUCCUUCUCAUCCCAUUCCGCCGCCAUCACAUCUUCCCUCGCAAGCCCAUCAAGCAGGGUCCACGCCAGCAAGACAACAACCAUUGCCGUCACCGGUUCAUAACCCUCCUCCACCACCUUCGAGGAGUCACUCUAACACACAGUCACUUUAUCAAUGUGCCGAUUGUUUACGACGAUACUCCCGGCCUGAACACCUACAGAUCUGUUCAAAAGCCUUUGCCCGGGCUGAUCUCCUAAAGCGUCACCGCACCAACCAUCAAGAUGAUAAUGGAGCCAAAAGGAGACGCAUGAACUCCUCGCCUGGCGCUGGGCGAGUGACUCAUGCUUGUCAAGCUUGUGCAAAAGCGAGGGUGAAGUGUGAGGAGAUGAAACCAUGUACACGAUGCAAAAACCGCGGGAUAACGUGCGAAUACGCUUCCUCCGAAGAUGCAGCUUUGCACCUCCUUCAUCUAUCCGCUCACAACCGCGCUGAGAGUUAUCACCAAGAGGAUAGACAAACUCCCUACUACCAACCACCACCACCAGCUUCGAUUUCAGAGCACUCACAGGUUGCCACUCAUGCUCCCGUUUUCCAAACACAUUUUACUUCGGAACCAGUCGAACACAGUCCCAUGCUCACCGAAAGCGACGAGUCCCAUCUACCGACUCCCGAAACGAUGAUGGACCAAACUCAGACUGCCAACCCAAACCCAGAACAAGCCUUCCAAGUCCAAGCAACUUACCCCAACAACACCACAAGCAGUAUGCUCGACGACAUGGCCAAACUCCCCUUUUCCGACUUUCUUCGGGACGUCUUGUACGACCAAUCUCUUUCCCAGGCUCAAGGCCUAGCCGUCCUCGACUUUUGCGACGACUCCAGCCUUGAUCUGAAUGCCAUGGACUUUGGGUUGUUGGAUUCCUGGUUACAUGAUCAACCGUUUAUUCCGCUUCCUCCCUCUUCGGAUCCGGCUCAACUCGGCCCGGGCUCGGGUCCAGUCCCAGUUUCGUCGACAACUGCUACAACAACAGCGGAAACAGAUCAAACAAGCUCGGCGGAUCCCGUGGACAUAUCCGCCAUGCGAUCAAAACUAGCUCAGAUAUGGACUGAGUCUCCUUGCCGCUGGUCGCCGCAGAGGACUGAUAAUGUUUAUGCUGAGCAAUCGCAUUUGCCUCUGACUACAUGUGGUGGAUCCUCUCCGCCUUCCUCCUCCCCCACAUCGGCAUCAAAAACCAAGUCGUCGACCAACCCUCCUCCCCCCUCACAGACCGACAACAACAACAACAACAACAACAACAACAACAACAACAACAACAACAACAACAACAACAACAACAAAGCAAACCCCCAAACCCUCCACCCCUCCGGCCGUGACCUAAUCCUCUCCAUAGUCCUCUCCAUCUGCAAAUCCAACUCGUCCCAAUUUUCUAGGGUUGCCUCCUCCUUCCCCUCUUCCGGGUCCAUCAACCAUUGGAUCCACAUCUUUUUGGCUUCGCACUUGUGUUCCGUGUCGAGUUUCAUUCCUUGUCACUUGCCCCCUUCUGCUUCGACUUCCACUUCCUCCUCCUCUUCUGGCUCCGGCUCUGGUUCUGGCUCCAACUCCGGCUCAAAGGACCGCUCCAGCUCCAGCUCCAGCUCCGGCGUCGGCUGCGCCUCCACCUCCACCUCCGCCCCCGUCUGGUCCCUAAACGCCCAACCACCCGAAUGGCUCGCCAUCACCGCCGCCUGUGGCGCCGUCCUCGCGCCCGUGCCCGCCCUGCGCAAAUUCGGUUUUGCCCUCCAGGAGGCGGUUAGAGUGAGCAUACCCGGCCGCUUCGAAGAAAACAACACCAAAGUCUCCGAUUUGGGGUUAGUCCAAGCAUUAGUUCUCACGCAAGACCUCGGCGUCUGGUCAGGCAACCGGCGCAAAAUGGAGAUAGCCGAGUGUCACCUCACUGUGCCCGUCGCUAUGAUGCGCGGACGGGGCAAGUUUACCCGCGGUGCUUACUUGCCGGCUGUGGUGGUCACAGAAGGGGAUGAGGGGGAAGAACUAGAAACAAAAUGGAAGCGCUGGAUGGAGAUGGAGGCCUGGAAACGACUCGCGUUUCAUGCGUACCUUCGCGAUGCGCAAGUGAGUAUGACGCAGCUGGGUAAUCCCAGCAUCAGCUACGCGGAGAUGAGGAUGCCGCUGCCCGGGCCGAAGGGGUGUUGGUUUGCACGAACCAAAGAGGAGUGGAAACGUCGUUGGUUGGAGGCGGAGGAAGGGGCGAGGAGGGCCGGGGUGGGAGGCGAGCAGGUACCCUGCCUGGGGGAUUUGUUGAGGGACGUCAACCUUUUGGCACAGCACCACCACCGACUAGACGUCCAGUUCGCCAUAUCCAUCUACCUCCAUGGCUUCUGGAGUUUGGUGUGGGAAUAUCGCCAGUUGGCGUCGCUUCACAGGCCGCUUUUCGGUCAGCCGAGUUCUUCUUCUUCCCAUACCUCCUCCCUAGGGGUAGGGGCUCUCGCCAACCCAACCACAACCACAACCACCACCACCACCACCACCACCACCCAAUCCAUCCUAAUCUCCCGCCUCGCCGACCUCCGCUCCACCUUGCACACCUUCCACUCCCUCAUCACCCCAGGCCCAGGCCCAGAUGGCCCAAACCAAAACCCAUCAUCCCCCCUCACCCAACACACCACCCCCACCGAACUCCUCCUCUACCACCUUCUAUUAAUGCACAUCCACGUCUCCCUCGAAGACCUCCAGCUCUUCUCGGGCAAAGAAGGCGAAGAGCAAGCCAAACGCAUCUACCCCGUGCUCCAAAGAUGGGCAGACCGUCCCGAAGCGAGACAAGCGCUCUGGCAUGCCGGGCAGGUACUCAGGUGGGCGAAAGAGUUUCCGAGGGGUCACCUUAGAGAGUUUUGGGCGGCGGCAAUGCACUUGGGCGGGUUGGUGGCUUGGGGGUGGGGGGUUUUGACGGCGAGGGGUGGGGGUGGGCAGGAGCAGGGAAUGAAGGAGGGUAUAAGUAUUAGCAAUGAGGGGUAUGGGUAUGGGUAUGGGUAUGGUGGGCGGGAGUAUGGUGGCCAGGCCCAGCAGCAGCUGCUGCCACUGCCAUCCCAAGGACAUCAUGAUGGACAGCCGCAGCAGCACCACCAGGGAUCGCAAUACGCAGGUUAUGGUCAGCAGCAGCAACACACCCACACCCACCAUCAUCAUCCAGCAGAGCACCAGCAGCAGCAGCAGCACCAAAUGUCAAGCUACAUGCAACAAGUCAUGACGCCCUCAACCAUAUCCAUCACAUCCAGCACCCACACCCACACCCCUGGAGCAACAACCACCUCCUCCUCCGGCGCAACACCUGCCAGCGCCGCAACCCCAGCUACAACUUCAUACACUCCCUCCACAACCACCCACUUCUCCUCUUCUUCCUCCUCCACGACUCCCAUCGUCUACCUAGACGGCACCCAGACCCCCGAAGUCGAUAGAUUCAUCCAACACAACCAAGGCCGCCCCGCUCUCUCCUCUUCUUCCCCCUCAUCUUCUUCCACUUCCACUUCAUCCCACCACCACCACCACGAGAACUUCGAAAAAGAAAAAGCAGUGCCUCUAGAUGACAUCGCAGGCUGCAUGUCCAUCUGCCAAAGUAUUCUUCGGGACAACUUCCCCAACACCGACGGCGAUGCUUCCCACCUCCCGGCCAUCAGCGAGAACAUCAUUGCUUUGCUGGGGAAGUUGGGGGGUGUGGCGGGGGUUGUUGGUGAUUCGAGGUCUGGGUAG
Messenger RNA from Neurospora tetraspora, 3918 nucleotides. RefSeq lists its product as uncharacterized. Bases 1 to 3918 code for a protein of 1305 amino acids. Gene Ontology annotation, biological process: regulation of DNA-templated transcription; DNA-templated transcription. Gene Ontology annotation, molecular function: zinc ion binding; DNA binding; DNA-binding transcription factor activity, RNA polymerase II-specific. The record is from RefSeq and is a predicted model, not a curated record. Lineage: Eukaryota; Fungi; Ascomycota; Sordariomycetes; Sordariales; Sordariaceae. The transcript is spliced from 8 exons.